AAAGCAAUAUUUUGGCAGUGCUGCCACAUCCAAGGAAAAUAAGUGUUGUUUUCCUGCCGACUAAUAAACAAAGCAGCAAAUAGUUCGAAAACUACGCAUUCUAGAGCAGAGCAAAUGGAGCAACCAGCAACAGGAGGCGCCGCUGUCCAACCGGGCGUGUCCCCAGCGCACAUCCACGACACGGAUCAGCUCCUGGACCCCGUCCUCUUCUCCAACGACAAUGGAAGCUACAAGCUGAAUACAGUGCCCGCAUUUAGCCUUCAUCUGGUUAUCUCCACUGCAAUCUCUAUUGUGGGGAUCGUACUUGCAGCCUCGUUUCCAACGGAUCGGCGCUGCGAUGCCUACUUUAUAAUGCUCUACCUACGGGCCACCUUCUGGGUCAUCACAUAUCUCUUCGAUCACUUCGUAAAGAAGCAACACGACAAUCUACGCAUGCAGGGCUAUCACGACUUUCACCGCGAGACUAACAUGCAGAAGGGGAUUCCCCUUCAGUUGGUAUCCCUGUGGAACUCCAUGCUGCUUGCUGUCCAGGCCCUGAUCCACCACUACUAUGCGGAGAACUUCUGGGAACAUUGCGCCGCCGGCUGGCUGUCGCCGGUCAGCUAUGUGACCGCCUUCACCGUGGCCGAGAAUCUGGUGCUGGCCGUUUCCCACAGCUUAUAUAUUGACAAGGUGCGUAAGUUCAACAGCGCCAAGCUGGCCCCGGAUGUUUUGCGCGGUGCGGACCGCGCCGGAGGUUCCCUGGGCCUCAUGCAACCAGGAGGCGACACAGAAGAGCUUCUGGAGAAGCAGGCCGACCUUAUCGCUUAUCUGCGUGACCACACACACAAGCUCAACCAGAAACUGCAUCAAAUGCAGACCAACGUGCGACCAGUGAGAGCGCCACAAAUUCCUUAAAGACAAAUCAAAUCACUACAUAAUUUUACGUAUCAUAAUUUUACUGGAUGUUCUCUUUUUAUUCGUUUAUACUUGUUCAUGGCGAAGAAAUAUUCUUCAAGUAGAUCAAUUGCAAAAAUGCAAAAAAUGUAAUAUUCAAUUGCAAAUACAGAGAACGAAUUAUAAGUCCGCAAUCAAGGACUAGACCAUUAAAUUGUAUUAUGCAAACACGUCUGUGUGUAGAAAUUAUUAAAUUAAAGCAGAUUUAUACCAAUG
Molecule: messenger RNA, 1152 nt
Organism: Drosophila simulans
Lineage: Eukaryota; Metazoa; Arthropoda; Insecta; Diptera; Drosophilidae
Product: transmembrane protein 192
Exons: 4
Coding region: 115-897 (260 amino acids)
Cellular component (GO): late endosome; lysosomal membrane
Source: RefSeq, a predicted model, not a curated record